This is a messenger RNA of Tinamus guttatus (white-throated tinamou), 492 nucleotides long. Lineage: Eukaryota; Metazoa; Chordata; Aves; Tinamiformes; Tinamidae. The record is from RefSeq and is a predicted model, not a curated record.
GCAGCUCUCCAGCUGCUCGCCAUGACUUUUCUGCAGUGAUUUCUUUAAAAUGUGCAACAGUUAAAGAACAAGUUUUAGAGCAGACUGAUUACCCUGUCAAAAAGCAUGGAACAAGUUCACCUGUGGAACUAAGUUCUGAAGAGCUCCCUGACGGCGAGGAUGACUUUAACUGCAAUGAAACGCGCCGCCCGUUCCAAAUGAACGUCUGCACAAUUGUCUCCUUUGGCAAGCUCAACAAUGGGAAGCCUCUGUCUCAUCCUCUUCAUCCAUCCCCACAAGCGCCUCCCUUCAAAAUCCUGCUGGAGAGAUGUCGCUCCUUACCCCUGUCGCAGAGCACCCCGAUGGGGCUGGACCAGCUGGGCUGGAGGCGGCGGCUCUUGCUGAGCACGGGCGCUGGGAACGACCUGGGUUCAAAGACGCUGGAGGUGCGCAGGGACUGCAGGAACGGCCGGUUGGAGGCCCCGGAAGCCUGGAGCUGAGCAGCUGCUGGUG